CAGAACAAAACACACGGUGAGACACAAGACAAUAAAGCGAGGACGGUAGCAUCCAGACGGGGAUCUGCUUCCGUUGAUUGGCCGCGGCGAAAGGCGUAAUCUUCGUGGCGGUGCGAUGAUUUGCUGAAUCUCGCUUCACCGUGAUUCAGGCAAUAUGGGCAGGACUCAGAAGGUCAAAAUCUAAGCAGCUGCUAUUGCAACGAUCAAGAAGUUGGCAAACGCGAUGCCCGGGCAGAGGAGGGAGUGAGCGGAGCACUCUGUGCAGCCGAGUACGAGAAAAUCUGAUAAGGAUGGAAAGAUAGAAUAGCUGCACAUGGUUUUUGACUGGUAAUGUUAGGAAUGCUAACUGGAACCAUCGUUAGGAGCAAAAGAUUAAAUUGCAGUUCUGCCAAGAAUUUGGAAGACUAGGUACCAAUGGGGUUGAAGACAGAAGAAACAAAUUGCCAGAAACAGUUUGAAGCAGCUGUCCAGGUCAUUCAAGGCUUGCCCAGGAAUGGUUCCUAUCGCCCUUCAUAUGAAGAAAUGCUACGCUUCUACAGUUACUACAAGCAAGCAACAGUGGGUCAAUGCCAGAUCCCAAGGCCAGGAUUUUGGGAUCCUAUUGGCAGGUAUAAAUGGGAUGCCUGGAGUAGCUUGGGAAAGAUGACCAAAGAGGAAGCCAUGGCUGCUUAUAUUAUGGAAAUGAAGAAGGCAGCCCAGAAGGUCAUCAACUCUGUGCCGAUGGACGAAGCAUCGGAGGACAUGUUUGUAUACUUUGAGCCCCUCUAUGAAGUGAUUCAUGAUAUGCCCAGACCCCCCGAAUCCUUCUUCAAGAAGAAAUCAGUUAAAUUGGACUCAGAAUCUGCCUCUUUGCAAAAUAGUUCAUUAAAUGGACUUGCUGAAAUCUGUCCAAAUCCACCAGCGUAUGAAGAAUACAAGCAAGCAGGACUUGGCCUUGCCAACAAAGCUAUGAGGAGCAGCCAGAUGACCAGUGAUUCAGAGAAUGAGGUGUUCUGUGAUAGCCUAGAACAAGUGGAGCCUCAUCAGGCCAGAAGACUGUCAGCCAAACAAAGCUUUCCCUUGAGCAACCCUCCCAGCAGUCAAGCUGCAGAGAAAAGGGGAUCGGCAAUGGAUCGUUCAGCUCCAUCUCAUCUUACACACCUGCAUACUGCCCCUGCCAAGAUCAGCGGCAGUCUUGAAGCCAUCAAAGAGAGCCAGGCAGGUGUCUUGACCCAGAAGGAUGUGACACUGCAGGUGAUGAGUACCAUUCAAGCUUUGCAACAGGAUAUGAAGAAAGUGAUGGAAAGACUCAGCUACUUGGAAUCAUGGGCAGCUUUGCAGCACCAUACAUCCAUGUUGAACCCUUGCCUGCCAGCUAAAGUACCUGAUGCAAAGGAACUGCCAAGUUGGCCUGUACGCCUGUCUCCUCAUACCUGGUUUUUCUUGCUGGCUUGGCCUUUUGUUGCCCAGUGGCUACUUUGGUGCUUCCAGAGACAGAAGAGAUGAAUUCCUUAUUGUCAUUCAAUAAUAUUAAAGGAGAAAAACUACUUGGAAAUGGCUGGAAAGAUGGGUUCAAACUCUAAAAAUUGGACUCCUACCAACACUUACCAGUGACUUUACUUUUUCAUCUUUAUUAACCUACCUUGCUACAGUUCUUAACUACCUUAACUACGCAAGACUGUGAAAUGGGGUGGUAUGGGGAUGGUAACCAAACUUUUAACUAGUCCAGGAAAGGAACAUUUGUGAUACUAGCUCCAUAACACCUAAGGAGAAAUGAACGCGACAAUGUCUUUUUUUUGUCCCAGGUGGCCUAAAAUCAUUCCAGCUGUGAAAAAUAGUUUGAUGCUAAGUAAAGAAGCUGUGGUCUCCUUCCUUGUCUGUAACACCUACAUACAGUGAGCAUCAUGCUAUUGAGAAGACAAUAUAAUGGAGGGAGCCCUCCAUAGCUGCUGUUAUCAGGUUCUCACCAUCUAUUCUAGAAACAAGAGAUUGACAACUUAACAUGGUAAUGCCUAAUCUCAUGCAUCAACUUAAAGUUGGAGGGAAGAAUCCCUCUGAGAAUGAGGCCUUUCCCUCUACACUGAGGUUCCUCACCACCUGUCUCUUCACUUUGGGAGCAACACAUUUAGUUAACAUAAAAAUAGUCCUGCAUCCAGUUCUGAGGAUUAUAAGAAGGCUACUAACAGAAUGAAAUGUGUUCAGAAGUUAUUAAUACAGACAUCAGGGAGUCAGAGAUCCACCCAAAUCCAAUAAGGAAAAUCUAAAGGAGUUAUUUGGUAUGUCUCGCCUGAAGAAGAAAAAAUGUAAAAACUGUCAUAAAGCUGAAGGAGGAAAUUUAUCUUAUGUUGCUUAAGAGGGUUGGACCUGAACCAACUGAUUUAAAUUAUAAGAAAGGAUUCUGAGUAAAUAUUAGGAGCUAAGUGUAGCAUUAUAUGAGUAGAUUUUUUUUUCUCUUCUUCCACGUAACCCUCUGCAUGCCACCAUCAGCUCCAGAGGGUACCUCAGUUUUCCAAAGUAAAUCUGAGUUGGAUAUAUUGGCUUUCAAGGGGAAUGAUGUCCUGAUAUACCACUGGAUAAGCUAAUAAGAACUACCUGAUAGUACAAACUGACAGUGGAACAGAGUGCCUCAGAAGAUGAUAGAUUAUUUUUAAGCAUAUAUUUUUAAGCAGAAAUUUGCUGUAACACUACAUUUCCAGCACUCACAUACAGUACAUGAUUUUUGAGGUCCCCUUCAUCUUUAUGUCUGAGUUUCAAUUUGCUAAGCAUUGUUUGUGUUAACUAUAAAUUGUUGGAUAAUU
Molecule: messenger RNA, 2777 nt
Organism: Python bivittatus (Burmese python)
Lineage: Eukaryota; Metazoa; Chordata; Lepidosauria; Squamata; Pythonidae
Gene: ACBD4
Product: acyl-CoA binding domain containing 4
Biological process (GO): fatty acid metabolic process
Cellular component (GO): cytoplasm
Molecular function (GO): fatty-acyl-CoA binding
Source: RefSeq, a predicted model, not a curated record